Zalophus californianus (California sea lion) is the source of this 8547-nucleotide messenger RNA. It is a transcript of the gene MAGI3, whose product is annotated as membrane associated guanylate kinase, WW and PDZ domain containing 3. Gene Ontology annotation, molecular function: protein binding. The record is from RefSeq and is a predicted model, not a curated record. Gene Ontology annotation, biological process: signal transduction. Lineage: Eukaryota; Metazoa; Chordata; Mammalia; Carnivora; Otariidae. The transcript has 21 exons. Bases 549 to 4979 code for a protein of 1476 amino acids. Gene Ontology annotation, cellular component: cytoplasm.
GAGGUGGAGGAGGUUGCGGCGGGUUUGAAAGCGGCAGUUUCCUGGCAGCUUGGGCAGGCGUUGGUCUCCGCGCUCCAGCUCCGCAGCGGCCACGAUCGAUCCUGCGACGGGUCUACGCGCGCUUCUGCGCGCCCCCGACGGAUUUUUCCCGUUCCGGCUCUUCCCUGUUCACCUCCCCGCCCCCCUGUUUCUGUCUUUCCCGCCGCUCCGGCGCGGAGCCCGGGGGCCAGCCGGCGGCCGUGACCCCGCCCGAAACCCCUCUGGAGCUGCCCGGGGACAGUUCCCCUCCCUUUUCUUCAGCCUAGCCCGGGGUGGUCCUCGCGGAGCCCGUCAGCUCCGGGGAGCGCAGCCGGGAGGGGCGUCCGAGGGGCGUCUCGGGGCUUGGAGCAGCCCAGCCCUAGCAGGCUGCGGUCGGGGGUGGGGGCGCCGGAGCGUCGAGGCCCCCUCGCCGGGCUGCACGGGCCGCCGGGCCCCCAGGCUGAGAGGGGGCCGGAGCGGCGCCCCCGCCGCCCGCGCGGGGUCUCCCCCAUGGUGCAGCGGGGUUCGGGAUGUCGAAGACGCUGAAGAAGAAGAAGCACUGGCUCAGCAAGGUGCAGGAGUGCGCUGUGUCCUGGGCCGGGCCCCCGGGCGACUUGGGCGCCGAGAUCCGGGGCGGCGCGGAGCGCGGCGAGUUCCCUUACCUGGGGCGGCUCCGGGAGGAGCCCGGCGGGGGCACCUGCUGCGUAGUCUCGGGCAAGGCGCCCAGCCCUGGGGAUGUGCUGCUGGAGGUGAACGGGACGCCUGUCAGCGGGCUCACCAACCGGGACACUCUGGCUGUCAUCCGCCACUUCCGAGAGCCCAUCCGUCUCAAGACUGUGAAGCCAGGCAAAGUCAUUAAUAAAGAUUUGCGACAUUACCUGAGUCUUCAGUUUCAGAAAGGAUCAAUUGACCACAAAUUGCAGCAAGUGAUCAGAGAUAAUCUCUACUUGAGAACCAUUCCAUGCACUACAAGGGCCCCCAGGGAUGGGGAAGUACCAGGGGUGGACUAUAAUUUCAUUUCUGUUGAACAGUUCAAAGCACUGGAAGAAAGUGGAGCAUUAUUAGAAAGUGGAACGUAUGACGGAAACUUCUAUGGAACUCCCAAGCCUCCAGCAGAACCCAGCCCUUUCCAGCCAGAUCCAGUUGACCAGGUCCUCUUCGAUAAUGAGUUUGACACCGAAUCCCAAAGAAAGCGAACUACGUCCGUCAGCAAGAUGGAAAGAAUGGACAGCUCUCUUCCGGAAGAGGAAGAAGAUGAGGACAAGGAAGCUGUUAAUGGCAGUGGAACUGCAGAAAACGGAGAGAGGCGUUCUGAGUCAUCUGAUUGGAUGAAGACUGUCCCGAGUUAUAACCAAACUAAUAGCUCCAUGGACUUCAGAAAUUAUAUGAUGAGAGAUGAGAAUCUGGAACCACUGCCCAAAAACUGGGAGAUGGCCUACACCGACACGGGGAUGGUCUACUUCAUUGACCACAAUACCAAGACAACCACCUGGUUGGAUCCUCGUCUUUGUAAGAAAGCCAAAGCCCCUGAAGACUGUGAAGACGGAGAACUUCCUUAUGGCUGGGAGAAAAUAGAGGACCCGCAGUAUGGGACAUACUAUGUUGAUCACCUUAACCAGAAAACCCAGUUUGAAAAUCCAGUGGAGGAAGCCAAAAGGAAAAAGCAGUUAGGACAGGCUGAUACUGGGUCUUCAAAACCAGAUAUGGAAAAAUCCCACUUUACUCGAGAUCCCUCCCAGCUGAAAGGCAUUCUUAUUCGAGCAUCAUUGAAGAAAAGCACAAUGGGAUUUGGUUUUACCAUUAUUGGUGGAGAUAGGCCUGAUGAGUUUUUACAAGUAAAAAAUGUGCUGAAAGAUGGUCCUGCAGCUCAGGAUGGGAAAAUUGCACCAGGUGAUGUUAUUGUAGACAUCAAUGGCAGCUGUGUCCUUGGUCACACCCAUGCAGAUGUUGUCCAUAUGUUUCAAUUGGUACCUGUCAAUCAGUAUGUCAACCUCACUCUCUGCCGUGGUUAUCCACUUCCUGAUGACAAUGAAGACCCUGUUGUGGACAUUGUUGCUGCUACUCCUGUCAUCAAUGGCCAGUCAUUAACCAAGGGAGAGACUUGCAUGAAUACUCAGGAUUUUAAGUCAGGAGCAGUGGUCCUGGACCAGAAUGGAAAGCCGGGACCCACCUUGAUCAGUGACCGUCUCAAUGGACCAUCGGACCCGAGCGAGCAGCGAGCAUCCCUGGCAUCAUCGGGCAGCUCCCAGCCUGAACUAGUGACUAUCCCUCUGAUUAAGGGCCCUAAAGGCUUUGGGUUUGCAAUUGCUGACAGCCCAACAGGACAGAAGGUCAAAAUGAUAUUGGAUAGUCAGUGGUGUCAAGGCCUCCAGAAAGGGGAUAUAAUUAAGGAAAUUUACCAUCAAAAUGUGCAGAAUUUAACACAUCUCCAAGUGGUAGACGUGCUAAAGCAAUUUCCCGUAGGUGCAGAUGUACCAUUGCUUAUCUUAAGAGGAGGUCCUCCUUCACCAACUAAAACUGCCAAAAUGAAAACAGACAGAAAGGAACAUUCAGGAAGUUUGGAGGCCAUAAAUGAGCCCAUUCCCCAGCCUAUGCCGUUUCCACCCAGCAUUAUCAGGUCAGGAUCCCCGAAAUUGGAUCCUUCUGAGGUCUACCUGAAAUCGAAGACUUUAUAUGAAGAUAAACCACCAAACACCAAGGACUUGGAUGUUUUUCUUCGGAAACAGGAGUCGGGGUUUGGCUUCCGGGUACUGGGAGGAGAGGGACCGGACCAGUCUAUCUACAUCGGGGCCAUCAUUCCUCUGGGCGCAGCAGAGAAAGAUGGUCGGCUCCGUGCAGCUGACGAGCUGAUGUGCAUUGAUGGGAUUCCUGUGAAAGGGAAGUCUCACAAACAAGUCUUGGAUCUCAUGACAACGGCGGCUCGAAAUGGCCACGUGCUAUUAACUGUCAGAAGAAAGAUCUUCUAUGGUGAGAAACAACCUGAGGAUGACAGCUCUCAAGCCUUCCUUUCAACACAGAAUGGCUCGCCCCGCCUGAACCGAGCAGAGGUCCCAGCCAGGCCUGCUCCGCAGGAGGCCUAUGAUGUAGUCUUGCACCGAAAGGAAAAUGAAGGAUUUGGAUUUGUCAUCCUCACCUCCAAAAACAAACCACCUCCAGGAGUUAUUCCUCAUAAAAUUGGCCGAGUCAUAGAGGGAAGCCCAGCAGAUCGCUGUGGAAAACUGAAAAUCGGAGAUCACAUCUCUGCGGUGAAUGGGCAGUCCAUUGUUGAACUGUCCCAUGAUAACAUUGUUCAGCUGAUCAAAGACGCUGGCGUCACCGUCACACUAACGGUCGUUGCUGAGGAAGAGCAUCAUGGUCCGCCUUCAGGAACAAACUCCGCCAGGCAGAGCCCUGCCCUGCAGCACAGAGCCAUGGGGCAGUCCCAGACCAACCACACAGCUGGGGACAGAAGUGCUCUAGAAGGUGAAAUCGGGAAAGAUGUCCCCACUUCUUACAGACAUUCAUGGUCUGACCACAAGCACCUUGCCCAGCCUGACACGGCAAUGAUUUCGAUUGUAGGCACCCGGCACAAUCAGAGCCUUGGUUGUUACCCAGUGGAGCUGGAGAGAGGCCCCCGGGGCUUUGGGUUCAGCCUCCGCGGGGGGAAGGAGUACAACAUGGGGCUGUUCAUCCUGCGUCUUGCUGAGGAGGGCCCCGCCAUCAAAGACGGCAGGAUUCACGUGGGUGACCAGAUUGUCGAAAUCAAUGGGGAGCCUACACAAGGCAUCACACAUACUCGAGCAAUUGAGCUCAUUCAGGCCGGUGGAAAUAAAGUUCUUCUGCUUUUGAGGCCAGGAACUGGCUUGAUACCUGACCACGGUGAUUGGGAUGUUAAUAAUCCUUCGUCUUCAAAUGUGAUUUAUGACGAGCAGCCCCCCUUCCCCCCAUCUUCCCGUCCUGCUUCCAUAUUUGAGGAGUUUCCCGUGCCAGUAAUUGAAGGCUCUUUAAUGAGAGGUCAGACAUGUGAAAAGACCGAGGAAUUAAAGGAUGGUGUGCCUGAAAAGAAAAGCACUUUAAAUGAAAAUCCGUCUGAUAAAAAGCAGCACUCUUUUCUCCAGAAAAAUGUGAAUAAAAGGGAUCCACCCAGCAGUCAUGGGCAGAGUGACAAGAAAAAUCUCUUCAGAGUAGAAAACGGUGUUACACAAAGAGGCAGAUCUGCCAGUCCCAGAAAGUCCGCCGGCCGACAUGCAGAAGGACGUUCACACAGGCUUCCCAGUCCUCUACCUACUGACCCCAAAAGAAGACCCAGAGAUCGAUCACUCAGUCCCAGGAAAGGGGACAGUAAAGGGGGGCAGAUGGGCACCAGGCCAGGUUCCGGACAAGAUGGCUGCGGAAGAAGCAGAGGACGGUCUUCAAGCCCAAAGAAGCAGCAGAAGACGGAGGGAAGCAAAGGCCGAUCAUCAGAGUCGGAGAGUCAGGGGGGCGGGGGCCGUGCGAGGGACGGGGCCGAGCAGAUCUCCGAGGGCAGAGAAGAAUCGGGUGUUGUCCAGAGGGACGCAAAGCAGAGCCAGUCUGGAAAAAACAGAACACGGUCUCCAGAGAAAAAAAGCAAGAGGAUAGAUGAAAAGUCCCUUCCAUCCAAAAAGACUAGUACCGCUGCUAGUAGAGUAUUAUCUGACAGGGAGAAAGGAAAGAAGGCGGCCUUAGAAGAGACAAGCUCCAGCAAAAAGAAGCCAGGGGAAAAUGCCAGAAUAUCAGACAAGAAGCUGAAGCAGGACCCUGAAGAAAGGAUGGUUUUAAACAAAACCCAAGCUCCCCGAGGAAAAGAACAAGAGGCAGCCGAUAGAACCAGAGAGAGCGGAGGGUUCCAACCUGAGAGCGCUUCUCCCGUUAAGAAAACACCCAUAACUCCAGGGCCCUGGAAGGUGCCAAGUGCAAACAAAGCAGCAGGCACUACUGGUGUGGCCGAGAAACGGCUGUGACCUCCGGUAUAAAACAAAGAAAAACAAGUUGUAAUCUUUUCUUACUAAAAAGUGGCAUUUUUCCAAAACAAAACCCUACAAAGUCAUUUUUCCUGAAAUUCUGGAACACGACACAUUUUGAUUUGAGCAUCCGGUUAGCCAGGCUGCAUGAAGCGCCUUCGGGACCGCUGCCAACCAACCGUCCCCCGGGCAGCCGCCCUCCCGCCUCCGCGGGGGUCCCAAGUGACGCAAGCGGACGUGCACGGCCUGGUCACAGCUCCCUUGAUACCUGUGCCAGAUUAUCUACUGUGUCAUGUCUGUUUUAUCCAUCUCACUCAGCUGUUCCCACAGGAAUGAGAAAACUCGGUUUGGCUUGGAAGUCGAUAUUCUCAAUAGCAUGCUGCAUGUUUACAGAGAGACACAUUUGAGUCCUUGCAGAAGAAGGGGUUGUUAGCUCAUCAUUAAAAGAUGGCAGUCGCCUCUUCUAACAGCUACAGGUGAUGGCGCAGGCCCAGUUUAAAAAUGAAACUCCAAAACAUCACUACUGAAAAGAAAAACAAAAUGGAGUCAGAUAACGACACUCUCUUAGGGUUUUUAAUUCGGCUGGAUCAGGUAUUUCAGGUAACUUACAGAUAUUACUUACAAUUCGAUGUUUAAAAUGAGCUAGUGCUUUAGGCAAUGAAGAGUUCCCCCUCCUGCUGUUAUUCUCCAACCCUGAUGUGUGGUCUUAGCAUCUCAGGUCGGCCUUUUUUCUUCAGUUUAUUUUGUUAGGAAACCAGAAAGCAGCAUGUGGAAACAUUGCUUACUGCUGUUCAGAGAAAAACUACCAGGUUUCUAUUUCUGGAUAUUUGGGUUGGACCUCCUACUACUCAUCCGUUAGUCGUUACUACAUAGUGCGUACGGGAAGAGUCAAAACAUCGUACAGAUCGUGAGGGCCUCGAUCGCAAGGCACUUUCCCAGAUAGAGGACCACGCCUCCGGCAGUAGCUGUCCGAGCUCAGGUGUUUCGAGGCAGGGCCUGCGUUCAGACCUGCUCAGCAAGAGGACCAACGUGGCGGUAGACAGCCCUUGCUAGAUCUGAUUUCGUUUUAAUUUCUAGCUGUGUUAACUUAUUUAAAAAACAAGAAAGGGAGACUAGACAUCUGCUUAGCUUGUACACAUUUUCAGAGUCCUUUGAAAAAAUCUCAGUAAAGAUGUUUGCUGGGAGGUAGAGACCGUUUUUAGCUCCAUAAAAGAGAUCCAGGAUUUUCAGGCCCCUGUAGCAGCUAUGAAUAAAGGAACAAUCUCAGAACAAAACCAUUUUAUGGAGUAUUUGAACACACCUGUUCUGUCCCCUGGGUUCAUCUUGUUCUUGUGAAACAUGGUACAUCCAGGCCCUGUCCUCUCAGAGUCCAACUGUGAAAGUCUUUAACGUACCAACCGAAGCCACCCUUGUAGCUGAGACAUGCUUCCCAGAGUGAGAUUUCUGAACUCCCCUUCCAUCCGGAACUAUAUUUACCCACCUAUUGUAACUACUUGAAUAGAGAAAAAUUAGGAGGCUUGAUCCAUGCUGAGAAUUUAGCACCACAGAAAUGAUUUAUUUUCCCUAUAGUCCACAAUUAGUGAUAAAAAAAUCCUAUUUUUAUUGUUAACUGUGACAUAACUUCGAUGUCAUAUGUUGUCAGUCUGAUGUGGCUCUUUUCUUUCUAAGUAACCGGUCACUGUACUGAUUAUAUACUGACUUAGCAAUGUGGCCUUGGAAUGCUAAGCAAAAUAUGGAUGUACUGGUUGUAAAUGUUUAUAUAUUGUACAGUACCUUUAUAUAUACACACUUGAGGUUCUGAUUAGAGAGAUCUGUAAAUCGCUCGUUAUUUUUUAUAUAGAUAUUAAAAAAAACAAAAACAAAAAACUGUUCAUGGCCUGCAUUUCUUUUACUGUUAGGUUUAUUUAAUGUUGCUUUCCCUUUAUAGAGCGAAUUCCCAUCACAGUCUGAGUCCUCAAAUAGAUGUUGUUACUCCAAGUCACAAACAUUCAAAAUCCUACAAUCAGGAAGACUUAUAAUGAUGACUUGUUAUAGCUUCCUUCUGUCUGUAUGUAAACCUUGAAAUUAGCUUAUCGUUAUGCCUGUUCAUUAUAAAGAAAAUAGCUUUGCAAAAAUAACUUGCUUCCUACACUGUUGGAGAGAAACGGAGAGAAAAGGACUUGUCUUCUUGGAAGUUCAGUGGAAGUUCUAAUGGAUAGAGUGGUGUAAGUCCAGUUUACUGUAAGGUCACAAAAUUCAUCAGACUGUGGCAUUUCAGCAGUGAAUCUUUUCAUUUACUAUGGGUUACACUUACUUUCAGAAUGCAGUGUUUUGACAGGUUUUGGGCAUUAAUCAUAUCAAAAAAAAAAUAAAUGAAACCCAUUUCACAACCAUGGUUAUUUUACUCUUGCGGGUAAAAAAAAAAUUCCUACCAUUGCAUUAACUUACACUAAAAAACCCAUAAACCUGAAGUCCCAUAGUGGAGAUGCAGGUCAUGGCAAAGGCUGUAGAAAGUGGCAGCAAAAUAGUUUGGGUGGACAUAUGUUCUCCCGGAGUUCUGGGAUGCUACUGCAUUGUCUUGCUACAGAUGACAGACCGAGAUCGUAGUUACAUCAAAUUUUAUAGACCAAGUAGCUGUUGAACAGGGUCAACUAUUUCAGAAGUCUCAGACACAAAAGCAUUUGGCUUUUUAUUUCUACAUGAAAAUAUCUUGGGUUCUUCCUUUCAGUAGAUAUUCCCACAUAGAAAAAGCCAAAUGCUUUUAAACACAUGCACAAAUGAAGAAUUUCGUGGUUAGUAUGUCCAACAUUCAAAGAGAAUAUGAUUUUUAAAAAGCAAGGAAUAUUCAAAUUAGUUAAGCUGUGUAACAGUCUAAUGACCUCCACAAAGACGUGUUUAAGCUGAAGCUUAGUCAUAGAUGGCUCCGACAGAACACUGGUAUAAACACGGACUUUUGCACAAAAUGUGACGUUUCGGUCUGGUAUGAAGAACACAUCAGAGCACCUUUUUACAUCAUCAUGGUAUGCUCCAGUGCCUAAGAACUAUCUGUGUUUGUUAAACAUAACAGACUUACUUAUUUGGGCAGCUCUUCACUGGUCAUGCUCUUAAGGUUUGUCAGCAAUACAAUGACUUGUUCAAAGCAUGCCAUAAUUAUUACAUGAAAUCUGUAAUCUUUGCUUUAGUUAACUUAGUUUAAGAGAGUUACUAACUUGGAUCUGUUUUCACUGUUGCUAUGCAAGAGAGCCUUUUGGGAAGAGCGUGAUUCUAACCACUAGAGAACUCUGAAUCUUUCUCAUGUACAUUAAAAAUACGAAAACAUAGCCAAGUGCUUUAGCUUAGCCUAAACCUGUAAUUUUGACAGAGAAUCCUUUGGGAAUUUGUCUAUUUCACAGUGUUCACAUUAAAGCCAAGCAGAACUAUUAUUAGCAAAUACACAAAUCAAGAGGCUUAUUUUGUCCUUAAUAAGCACCAAUCAUUUGUUACCUUGAGUAAUACCUUAUUACAGCUUAUAUGCUCAGGCAUGCUGCAGGAAAGGUAUGGAAUUAUUGCACAUUUGUGAAAUUCAAACUUCAUUAUUCAAGACGGGCAC